Molecule: messenger RNA, 2091 nt
Organism: Onychomys torridus (southern grasshopper mouse)
Lineage: Eukaryota; Metazoa; Chordata; Mammalia; Rodentia; Cricetidae
Gene: Shcbp1l
Product: SHC binding and spindle associated 1 like
Exons: 10
Coding region: 62-1981 (639 amino acids)
Biological process (GO): spermatogenesis; male meiosis cytokinesis
Cellular component (GO): meiotic spindle
Source: RefSeq, a predicted model, not a curated record
CGCGCGCACACCGGCUGCGCGGUCCCGCGCGGGGAAGGCAUCCAACGGCCGUGGCGCGGACAUGGAGUCGGACCCCACGUCCUCCAAGCCCAAGGCUGCGGUCGGCAGCGUCAGCCCGCCAGCGGAGCAAGCCGAUCCAGGCAUCCCGGGGGAGCUGGCGGCCGCGGUCGCCAAGGGCCUCGCGUCCCCGGUGCGCUCAGUGGUGGCCUCCCCGCGUCCUGUGAAGGGCAAGGCUGCGCGGCGACGGCUCCAGCUCCCGCCGGUCUCUCAGGCCGAGGCUGGCGACGAGGAGCCCCUGCUCGCGGAGCCCGAGGACCAGGAGGAGGCGCAGCCCCUGCCGCCGCUCUGCGCAUCCCCGAUGAGGGGCAUGUGGCGCAAUGAGAAGGUGGCUCUGUACUGCGACCAGGUGCUGCAGGGCUCCAAGGCAGAAGAUGCAGAUGAAGCCAUGAGUAAAUACCUGUCAGAGAAGCUGAGCCUGAAGGACAAAUGGCUAGGAGUCUGGAAGAGUAACCCCGACUUAUUCUUUGAGAAAUAUGAAGAGGCCUCCAUUCCUUUUGUUGGUAUACUAGUCGAGGUGACUUGUAAAUCACACCAGAACUUGGCCUCGUGUUUCAAAGUGACAGUCACUGUGGCCGAGCCCUUUUCUUCUAACAUUGCAAACAUCCCGAGGGACUUGGUGGAUGAGGUUCUGGAGGAACUGGAGUACAGUGCGCCUCUCCUGGAAGUGUAUCCAGUUGAAGGACAAGAUGCAGAUAUCCGUGACAUUGCUCUGGCCUUGGAAGUUGUAAGGUUUUUUUAUGAUUUUCUUUGGAGAGACUGGGAUGAUGAAGAGAUUUGUGAGAACUACACUGCCCUUAUUGAGGAAAGAAUUAAUCUGUGGUGUGAUAUUCAGGAUGGGACAAUCCCCGGCCCCAUUGCGCAGCGCUUCAAGAAAACGCUGGAGAAAUACAAAAACAAGCGUGUUGAGCUCAUCGAGUACCAGAGCAACAUUAAAGAAGACCCGUCUGCGGCCGAGGCUGUCGAGUGCUGGAAAAAAUAUUAUGAGAUAGUGAUGCUCUGCGGCUUGUUGAAAAUGUGGGAAGACUUACGCCUGCGAGUUCAUGGACCUUUCUUUCCAAGGAUUCUGAAACGGAGGAAAGGGAAGAGAGACUUUGGGAAGACUAUAACACACAUCGUAGCAAAGGUGAUGACGACUGACAUGGUGAAGAACCUGUCUUCGGACACACUUCUCCAGCAGCAUGAUGACUUGAAUCUGGCUUUGGACAAUUGCUACAGUGGAGAUAUUGUAGUUAUUUUCCCAGGGGAAUACCAAGCUGCCAAUCUCGCUUUGCUGACCGAUGACAUCACUAUACAGGGAGUUGGAAAGAGAGAAGAAAUUAUGAUUACUUCUGAACCUUCACAUGACAGUUUUGUGGUAUCCAAAGCAGAUAAUGUGAAAUUGAUGCAGCUCUCUUUGAUACAACAAGGGACAGUUGAUGGCAUUGUGGUGGUUGAGGCUGGUCACUUGACUCUGGAAAACUGCCUGUUGAAAUGUGAAGGCACAGGAGUGUGUGUUCUUACAGGGGCUUCAUUGACAAUCACAGGCAGUGAAAUCACUGGCGCCCAGGGUGCUGGGGUUGAACUGUAUCCUGGGAGCAUAGCCAUUUUGGAAGGGAAUGAGAUUCAUCACUGUAAUAAUCUCAGAACCAGUGACAGUUCCAGAAGCACCUUGGGUGGUGUUAACAUGAAGGUUCUUCCAGCACCCAAAUUGAAGAUGACUAACAAUCAUAUCUACAACAACAAUGGCUAUGGAGUGAGCAUUCUCCAGCCGUCGGAACAGUUCUUUAUUGUAGCGGAGGCGGCUCUCAACAAAGGGGCUGCUUCCGGGGAUAAGAAAGAUGACAAGAUGCUCUCCAAAGUCAUGCAAACGCUGAAUGUGGAAAUGAACAACAACAGGAUAGAGUCCAACUUGAAGGGGGAUAUUAGGAUAGUCACUGGCUGAAGCAUCUGCAUAGGUGUGCUCAUAGUUUAUAGUUCAGGAAUGUAAUAAAUUGAUUCUUUUGUCUUGUGGAAACUGUAGUUUAAAGUCAAAGAUUAAAAUAUUUAAAUGCU